This is a messenger RNA of Cyprinodon variegatus (sheepshead minnow), 791 nucleotides long. RefSeq names its product trypsin-3-like. Gene Ontology annotation, molecular function: serine-type endopeptidase activity. NCBI's taxonomy places the organism in Eukaryota, Metazoa, Chordata, Actinopteri, Cyprinodontiformes, Cyprinodontidae. Gene Ontology annotation, biological process: proteolysis. The coding region runs from base 21 to 764 and encodes 247 amino acids. The transcript has 5 exons. The record is from RefSeq and is a predicted model, not a curated record.
GUGGCAAAACAGAGGGAGACAUGAGGCUUUUUCUUUUCCUGAUUCUUUGUGGAGUGACAGUUGGCCUGGAGAAUGACGAGAAGAUUGUUGGAGGGUAUGAGUGCCAAAGAAACUCUGUGCCGUAUCAAGUAUCACUUUUCACUGGGUACAACUACUGCGGAGGGAUUCUCCUGUCUGAUGAGUGGGUGCUCUCGGCUGCACACUGUAAACCAAGUUCUAAUCUAGAGGUUAGGCUGGGAGAGCAUGACAUCUGGGAACCUGAACAUACAGAACAGCACAUCAUGUCCGCCAAGUUCAUUCGCCACCCUGAUUAUAAUUCCCGCACGCAGGACAGUGACAUCAUGCUGAUUAAGCUGAGUCAGCCUGCUAUUCUGAACAACUAUGUUCGCCCUGCUGUGCUUCCAUCAAAGUGUGGCAGUGCUGGGAUAAUGUGCCAGAUAUCAGGAUGGGGGAAUAUUCGCCCCAGUGACGAAGGCUCAAGGUAUCCAGAUAAGCUGCAGUGUCUGGAAGUCCCACUGUUAAGUGAUGACACCUGCUACAACGCAUAUCCAUUUCAGAUCACUGAAAACAUGAUAUGCGCUGGAUACCUUGAAGGAGGGAAGGAUUCCUGCCAGGGGGACUCUGGUGGUCCCAUGGUGUGUCAGGGGGAGCUCCAGGGAGUUGUUUCCUGGGGUCAUGGUUGUGCUCAGAGAAACAAGCCUGGAGUGUACACAAAGGUUUGCAAUUAUGUUUCCUGGAUCAAGACAACAAUGGCAUCUGGCUGAGGUGUAAAGUUUAAGACUUCAUAUGUA